Molecule: messenger RNA, 1988 nt
Organism: Hippopotamus amphibius kiboko
Lineage: Eukaryota; Metazoa; Chordata; Mammalia; Artiodactyla; Hippopotamidae
Gene: WNT5B
Product: Wnt family member 5B
Exons: 6
Coding region: 529-1614 (361 amino acids)
Biological process (GO): canonical Wnt signaling pathway; cell fate commitment; neuron differentiation
Cellular component (GO): extracellular region
Molecular function (GO): cytokine activity; frizzled binding
Source: RefSeq, a predicted model, not a curated record
GCCACCGCCGCAGCCAACUCGGGCCCGAGUUCCCGGCCGCGGUGGAGAGGAGAGGGCAGCCGGCGGCCCGAGCCCGGAGCAGGGCCUGGCCUCCGCCGCUCGGCCGCCGCCCGCGCCCCGCCUCCUCCCGCCUGCUCGGACCGGGCGCCGCGCGGGAGCCCUCGGGGCAAGGAGCGCGGGCUCCGCGGGGGCGACCGGCCGACCUCGGGGGCCGGGCGGACGCUCGGCGGGACCGGAGCGCAGCGCGGAGAGUCGGCGCCCCCGGCCGCCCCGGCCCCGCGGUCGCUGGAAGGGCCGGGCCGGGCGAAGAGCGAGCCGGAGCCCGCGGGCCUGACAAGCCGCGGACGCGCAGUUGUGGUGCCUCUUUCGGGUCCAGGACAUGUUUGCAAGCUGGCCGGAUCCCACGGAGCUCAAACCUCCCCCAACCACCCGACAUAGCCUUGGAGAGGAGCAUGAAAAUUGGAGCCCAUCUCGGAAGCCGUCAGUCCCCGGGGUCUUCCCCGGGCCCUGGGGGGGCGCAGGCGGACCAUGCCCAGCUCGCCCGCCCUGCUCGCCGCAGCUGCUGUGCUGCUCGCCUGCUGGGCCCCGCUUCGGGCAGCGGCCAGCUCCUGGUGGUCUUUGGCCGUGAAUCCAGUGCAGAGACCUGAAAUGUUCAUCAUCGGGGCUCAGCCCGUGUGCAGCCAGCUCCCCGGGCUCUCUGCCGGCCAGAGGAAGCUGUGCCAGCUGUACCAGGAGCACAUGGCCUACAUAGGGGAGGGGGCCAGGACGGGCAUCAGGGAGUGCCAGCACCAGUUCCGGCAGCGGCGGUGGAACUGCAGCACCGUGGACGACGCCUCUGUCUUCGGGAGAGUCAUGCAGAUAGGGAGCCGGGAGACGGCCUUCACCUACGCGGUGAGCGCGGCCGGGGUGGUGAACGCCAUCAGCCGCGCCUGCCGCGAGGGCGAGCUGUCCACGUGCGGCUGCAGCCGGGCCGCGCGGCCCAAGGACCUGCCCCGGGACUGGCUGUGGGGCGGCUGCGGGGACAACGUGGACUACGGCUACCGCUUUGCCAAGGAGUUCGUGGACGCCCGCGAGCGGGAGAAGAACUUCGCCAAGGGCUCGGAGGAGCAGGGCCGCGUGCUCAUGAACCUGCAGAACAACGAGGCUGGCCGGAGGGCUGUGUAUAAGACAGCAGAUGUGGCCUGCAAAUGCCACGGCGUCUCGGGGUCCUGCAGCCUCAAGACCUGCUGGCUACAGCUGGCCGAGUUCCGCAAGGUGGGGGACCAGCUGAAGGAGAAGUACGACAGCGCGGCCGCCAUGCGCAUCACCCGCCGCGGCAAGCUGGAGCUGGUCAAUGGCCGCUUCAAGCAGCCCACCCCCGAGGACCUGGUCUACGUGGACCCCAGCCCGGACUACUGCCUGCGCAACGAGAGCACGGGCUCGCUGGGCACGCGGGGCCGCCUGUGCAACAAGACGUCUGAGGGCCUGGACGGCUGCGCGCUCAUGUGCUGCGGCCGCGGCUACGACCAGUUCAAGAGCGUGCAGACCGAGCGCUGCCACUGCAGGUUCCACUGGUGCUGCUUCGUCCGCUGCAAGAAGUGCACGCAGGUCGUGGACCAGUUCGUCUGCAAGUAGCUGAGGCCACUGUCCAGCACUCCUCCGCGCUGCCACACAGAAGUCUAUAGGAUAUAAAUCUAUAUAAAUUUAUUUUAUAUUUGUAUAAAGAAAAGGAUGGAUGGUAAAUAAUUAAAAGAAGAAGACAGAAAGGAAAAGCCUAUUUAAGAGACGCUGGAGGGACUUCCCUGGUAAGACUCCGCACUCCCAACUCAGAGGGCCCACAUUCAACCCCUGGUCAGGGAACUAGAUCCCACGUGCCACAACUAAGAGUUCACACGCCACAACUAAGGAGCACACGUGCCGCAACUAGGGAGCCUGCAAGCUGCGACUAAGACCCGGUGCAACCAAAUAAAUAAAAUAAAUUUUUAAAAAAGAGAUGCUGGAGAUCUUGA